CUACAAAUGUCAAAAAAUUUAAAGCUUGGUUGAGGAGUAAGUGCAUUACUUGCUUCUGUUUUAUUUUCGAUAAUACAAAUGAAAUCAGUGCAAUUAAAACCAAUGCAGUGAUUGAAAUGUUUUGACUCUAAUAUUGCUGCUGAUUCAGAUUGUUGUUGUGAUAUGAUCAAGUCUAUAAUAUCCAAAAUCGAAUGUGCGUUGUUUGUCUGACAUGUACUUAUGUUGGAAUUUCUUAAAUAGAACAGACAUUUAAUGUCGGGAUUGAGUUUAAAAAUAACAUUGGAUUGUCGCAAAGGGUCGGGAGGCCUAAUCCCGCCUGCGCCAUGGCAUUUCUGAUGCCUCAGAAGAUGAUACUUCACAUCAUUUUAUUGUUUGUUGGUACUGCAUUGGCAGUCCCGCCAACAGAAGAAACCCUUCCGCCAAGGCCCAAAGAAGGAGGCAUAACGACUCGGUACUGUGAAUUUUACAAUGGCUCAAAAACACCGCCAGAGAAAGAGGAGUGCCGUCCAACAGAGACGGACAAAAGUAAUCACUGCUUUGUACUUUGGCAGUUCAACAAUGUGACCAACACCGCAGAACCAAAAUACAAAGGCUGCUUCCUCGACACUGUAUCUUGCGCAGACCGUGCCUCCACCUGUCGCCUACAUAACAUAAAACUACCUCUCCUCCACUGUUGUUGUGAAGGUGACAUGUGCAAUCAAAAUGUCACCUUCCCAGGCGUGCAAGACUUCACCGCAUAUACCGAGGCACCUCCAGAAAGGGUGCCAGCAUCCGCCUUACCGACAGCAUAUGAUGAUACCAAAGCGGUUAUUAUUUACACGUUGACUCCGUUAUUCUUACUCUUUGGUAUACUGGUGGCAUGCUAUUUCUUGUAUAGGCGACGCAAAGGCAGUUCAUUUGCAGAGCUCGCUAGCGGCGAGCCGUCGUUGUCUAGACCGCCAUCUGCUGGGGGAGGGAUGGAGAACGAAGGGCUUGGCUUAGUUGGUCAGGUGACCCUGUGCGAAGUGCGUGCAAGGGGCAGAUUCGGUGCCGUCUGGAGGGCCAAGCUGGGACAGGCAGAUGUUGCAGUCAAAGUGUUCCCGUUGCAAGACAAACAGUCCUGGCUUGCGGAGCAGGAGAUCUACCGGCUGGCGAGGAUGGACCACCCGGACAUAUUGCAUUACAUCGGCGUGGACAAGAAGGGAGACAAUUUGCAAGCUGAAUACUGGCUCAUAACUUCCUACCAUGAGAAGGGCUCCCUGUGUGACUACCUGAAGGCUCACACGCUGUCCUGGGCCGAGGCGUGGCGGAUAUCCGCCUGUGUCGCUCGGGGCCUGGCCCACUUGCACGAAGAGGGGGGAGAGAAACCCGCUGUGGCCCACCGGGACUUCAAGUCCAAGAAUGUCCUCCUCAAAGCCGACAUGACUGCUUGUAUUGCCGAUUUUGGACUAGCACUGGUCUUCGUGGCUGGAAGGGGGUGUGGAGACGCCCAUGGACAAGUCGGGACAAGGAGAUAUAUGGCACCGGAAGUGUUGGACGGAGCGAUCAAUUUUACCAAGGACGCGUUCCUGAGGAUAGAUAUGUACGCGUGCGCACUUGUGCUAUGGGAAAUUGCGUCUAGGUGCUCCGACGUAGGCACGGAGCCGAUGACGCAGUAUCGGCUGCCGCUCGAAGAGGAAGUGGGUUCGCACCCCAGUCUCGAGGAGAUGCAGGAGGCCGUGGUGCAGAGGAAACUGAGGCCCAACAUACCCCCGCAGUGGCGCCAUCACCCGGGCCUAUCCGUCCUUUGCGACACCAUGGAAGAGUGCUGGGACCACGACGCCGAGGCGCGUCUGUCGGCGUCGUGUGUCCUCGAGCGGGUGUCGGCACAGCGCGCCCCCGCGCCGCUGGCGCCCCUGCCCCCAGUGCCCCCCGUGCCCCCGCUGGCGCCCCUGGCGCCCCUGCCGCCGCACGCCGCCGCGCCCCGCCUCACGCCCGACACCACGCCCCUGCUCAUCACGGACCUAGCGGACAAUCAUAUUUGCUGACCGCAUGUCACCGAUCACCUGCCGCUCAUACAGUUUUGAUAUGUAGGUGAGUAGAGUUGAUCAAAGUUAUUGUGAGAUACGUGUAAUAGGUGAAUGCAAUUUUCUGUCGCUCUCCUUGAUAAGGGACGGAGAUAAAUUGUUUUUGGUUGAAAUUCCUUUGAAGGUGUCGUUUUAAGUGUGUCGUACUAACUGUUAUAGCUUUAUUUUCUAUGAUUUAAGGCAUUUUUCAAAAUGAAUUAAUCCUGUCUGUAAGUCAUGCAUAAAUUACACACGAGAACCUCUUAUUUUGUUAAUUACAUUGAAAAAUUGCGGUAUUGAUAUCAUAAUUUAUGUAAUAUUAAAAUUAAAGCAUUUCCGUUUUGCACCUUUUAAAGGAGGUAAUCGAUUAAUUGAUGAGAUAUCGAUUGGCCUGAUACUAGUGAUGUGAAUAUAGCAUAAAGAUUAAGAAACAUAAUAUUCUCGGCAAAUCUUGAGAGACUUUUAGAGAAAGUGUCGCACCCCAUAACUAGUACUUUCCUUCGUAGGAGUAUAAUGUAAAACAUAGAUUUACACCGUAUUUGUUUAUGUAUUAAAAAAAAUAAUUAUGUAUUUUCCACGUUAAAAGUGAAAAUCUUUGGCACAUUGCAAAUAAUCAUUUUAUAAAUCUUUACAUUAUUAAAUGAUUAUGUGCUAUAUAUUGAUUUUUAAAAUGAAUAUUUCAAUUGAGAGACUUUGCUUUCCUUUACCUAAGUACCUAUAUAAACGCAUUAUUGUCGGUAUGUACUAAGUGUGUGGUGUGAAAUGGUACUGCUGUAAAGUAUAUAUAAUAGGUAUAAAAGUGUAAUUUAUAGCAUGAAAUCGUAAAAUAUCGUAUGACUUGUCAAAUUAAAGAGAGGAAUUCGAAAGCCCGUGGGAGUAAAAUAGGAUAGUAAAUAUUUUAUUGACUAUCGAUUACAAUGAAUUUUUUUAUUGACUAUUCUAUAUGAUAUCAAUGUAACGUUAUGUAUUUAGUCAGGAAAAUGGUGGACGUACGUAUAUAGUACAGACAAUAGCAUAUGAUAAAAAUAUAUGAAGGAAAAAGUACUAUAAAUGAUUUUCUCUAUAUAUUUCGUCUUUACGUUCAUACAGAUUUUUUUAGGUUAUGUGACUAAAUGUUAUAUGUCAUAGUGUCAUCCUUUAGUUCCCUUUCAUACAACUACUAUCCGUCCUAUUCAUAGGUUAGGAAUCAACUGAUUUGAUUAUAAGGUUCAUAUAUAGGCGCUACGCAUCUAUAGAUCAAUUGCAAAUUGUCAGAGACCAAAUAUAUAUUUUUUAAUAAUUAUAUAGACUGCACAAUUCUAUCGUCUAUUUGGUUUUAAGUCAUCUCGUGGAAAUUCAUUUAAAUAUACAUAAUUUACACAAACGAUUGGCCGAAACGAUAGGCGAAAUAUACAUACACUAUGCAAAUUUAUUUCUUUCAUGUAAUUUAUGAAAGUGGUAGACCUGUCAACAUUUAUAUUUUAAAGUAGUUAUAAUGUGUAGCGCCUUAUAAUUUUCCUAAACAUCCGUUUAUUCAACGUUAUUUUCCAUAAUCAGCACUCUGUAUGAGUACAAAAGAAUUCUUUAUUUUAGGGAUAAGAAUUAAAAAACAUGUUAUUCACUUAUUAAAUGUAAAAUUGAAAUACAAAUUGCCCGUAAUUGGGUUUCUCUUAUGUUUGUGUUUAUAUUAUUAUCAGAAAUCAAGUAAUUACUUUUCAACUGAAGAGUUUAACUAUAAUUGCAGUUUAGAUCAACUAUAUCAUAAUUGAACCAAGCUGCUUUUGUGCCUACCUAUGUAUAGCCAUCCCAAAGUUUCACUGACAUUUCGAACCUGUCAUGUGCAGAAAUAAGGAUCAUAAAAAAGUUGUAAACAUUUUUAGAGUCCGUGAGACGUGAUUGAGGAAUUGUAUCAACGUAUUUUAUAAGGACUUUGAAUGUAUUUUAACAUAUUAAUUUUAGUACAUUAUUUUUGUAUAGAGUAAAUUAAUAUCGAUUUUCGAUUAAUUUUUUAUGUAUCUAGCCAGUAAUGUAAUGGUAGAUAUUGUAUUUUUGAAGCUUUUAGUGCAACUAGUGUUUUAACUUAAUCGCUUUUCUAACGAUUAAUUUUUGGAAUUGACUUGCGAAAACGCAUUUAGUGUUGAAUUAAUAUUUGACUAUGGGACUUCACAAUCAUUUAAAUAUUACUGCUAUGCGAUUUCCUAAAAGACAAUAUGUAAUUACUUUGCAUCUGGUGGCCCAGCUACCACCCGACAAAAUAACGCUCAUUGAAAAGCGAGCUUUAAAACGUUAUCUGUAGACUCACUUUUCAUUAACAACUGUCCAGGUUAUUGCAGUCCGCUAAUUUGUUGAUAGUGUAAAGUAUGUCUAAUGUAAGACGUACUAAAGUUCAGAUUCCAGUGAACAUUAUUAUGUCGGGUGGGAGCGGUGACCCAUAUCAGCUACGCCUAUACUGCUGUAAAAUCGAUUGUUUCAGUGACUGCUUAUGCUUACAUAUAUUUUGAAGGAUUUUCGUACCUAUUCCAUUGCAAAAUAGUUGUUAAAAUUUAAACAGUUUAAAUUUUAUAAUUAUUAGGUUGCUAUUUUAAAUAAAUCUGCCAUGUCAAAUCAUUGACUCUCUAUGCUAAUUUGGUAGUUAUCUCCAAUUGUAAACGUAAGUAUGUGUGAAUUUAAUGUCACAUGAAAAUUAAAUGUACAUUGAGAAACAAAUAAAAAUAGCGUGUAUAGUCAACCGAACGUAAAAAUAUCAAUUUUUGGCGAUCAAGUUUUGACAAGUCCUUAUCCAAACGAAAUACAGAAGUUUUUUAGUGAUUGGUUGAAAUGAUAAACGCUCAAAUUUACACAUGUCCCUUCUAGUUAUAGUUAUUAUGUUAACUGAGUAGAUUUUUAAUCACUAUUUUAAUACAAAAAUGUCUUCCGUGUGCAAGUUAAUAUACCGAAUAAUGGGUCUAAAUCGGGUUCGUUAUUUCCCCUUUCUGUCUUAUAAGAUGGAAUGAAAGAGACAGUCGCUCAGUUAGACACUUUUUUUUUACAAAAAUGCUUGAAACAUUGAUCCAAAACAUCAGACAAUAUUGAAAGAAUAACAACGGAAUAUUUGGCCUAAAAUAUAGUUUAAUUUACUCCCCACGAUGUAACCGCGGUCUUACAUGCUAGUUUAUAACUUCAGCGUAAAUUGAACUUUACGUGUUAUGAUGUAGUGCCAAAUUUUGAUUGAUGCCACAAACUUACACGAUACAAGUUGACCACAGGCGAUAUAAUGCUAUACAAUCAGAUAUUUUCGAAACUUUCAGUGAAAGAGAGCGAACCAAUCACAGUCUGGCGUUGUGACGCGCCGACAACACAGCAAUGUGAUUGGUCUCCAUUAUUACCAAGACCUCUAGUUCAGAAUAAGUCCCAUUAUUUGUAUAAAUAUAUAAUUAUAUGCUUGUAGUUGUAUCAAUGACUGUAUUUUUAUGUGUUGUUCAAAAGGCCAUUAUCAAGACUGCCUUAUUAUUAUUUAUUGUUAUUUGGCUUACUUUUAGUUGGUAAUGUUUAGCGCUAAUUGAAACGAAAGCAAUGAAGUAGUGUUAUGGAUAAGAAAUUGUACAAGGUAGCGCUUUGUCAGUCUGUUAGGGUAGUUGCGUACGUUUAAGGAUAUUAAAUGUUAACUUGAAAAGUACACCUGAAAUGCUGUUUUAUCUGUCAUUUCUUUUUCAUAAAAAUUCAAUUGCAUGCUGCUUUUUUUUUACGUGUAGUUAAUUUUUAUUGCCCCUGUCUCACUUUUUAAUUUUUGAAAGAGCGAGAAAAUAUAUCCUCUUAGCCAUAAAACUCCAAGUCUUACCUGUAGGCUUAACACGCGGUUGAAUUUAUGCUAAGAGAAUAUUUUCAUUAUUUGUUCGAUUUUUUUUUUAAAGAAAAUCGUUUAAUCCAUUUUUCUUUUAAUUUUAUGAAAUUUUUUAUAAAGACAAUUUUAUAUUAUGGGAACGUCGACUUGUUUCAUAGUAUUCUUCUUCACAUGUUACACAGUAUCACUAACAGAGUACAUAGAUAAAAACACUAUAAUUAAAUUAAGAUGAUAGUUAAAAUAGUGUUGUUUGCGGGACACCACUAUUUUAUUUUAUUUUUCUGGAUAUUAUUUGAAUAUACACGACUGCUUGGCCACAAUAACUAAAUACUUUGAUAUAUAAAUAGUCUUUGCACACUAUUUUAGGUUUUUUUUUUCAUUCAUACAGUUUUCACGUUAUAUAUUUUUGCCGCUGUUUUAAGCGUUACUUUGUGUGGCCAAGCUAAAAAUAUCAGUUUUAUAUCAUUGAAAACAUGUGAUUUAUAGACUAAUACGCAUAUAUCAAUGGGAAUCAUGGGUUUUCUUGAUUUUCCUUCGCCGUGUGCAUAUCACCACACAUAGACUAAGAAAAGUUGCCAAAUGUAAAUAUAUAGUUAAGGUAGCGUCAGACACUGCUCCCACCCGACACAAUAGCGUUCAUUGAAAAAUGGACUUUAAUGAGUCUUCUGUAGACAUACUUUACAUGAACAAUACGAGAACUGACAGUGACCAAACUGCUGAUUUGUUAAUGUAAAGUAUGUCGUCAGCCAACGCCUUAAAGCUCAUUUUUCAAUGAACGUUAUUUUAUCGUGUCGGAUAGGAGCAGAGUUGAUAUUGUGUGCUCUAUGCCACUUUAAAAUUAUCAAUUCGUUGUGAACUCAUACAAUGAACAUGAAACCAAUUUAUGAUGCAUUUAUUUACGCUUUAUUCUUGUAAUCUGUCGCUGCAACAAAAAGGGAAGCAAGUACACAUUGAAUACUACCUUUUAUAUACGUACGUCCCUUUCUUUUAGCAGAUUGCAAGUCAAAUUGCAAAUAUUUACCGUUUUAAAAGAUAUUCUUUAUUCACGGCCUAAAGCUAAUAAUUUUUCAUUCAAUUAGUCGUUGGUGAGUUCAUAAUUAAUAAGCAAAAUUAGGUUGACUCCACAUAUUGUAUCCAUACACAAGAAAUAUUUCAUAUCAUUCAUUUUUGUAUUGUAUAAAAUACGAACUGUUCAAACGAAUGACAAAUUCGGCAAUAAUUUUGGAUUGGUUGUUUAAAUAAAUGGUAGAUCCAUGUAUUUAUGUUUACGAUUAAUGUUUAAUUCAGUUAUGUUCAUCUAUUUCUCAGAUUGUAUUGUAUGUGGAGUCACUCUGAUAAUAGUAUGAGUAAGUCUGUAGCGUUAAGUGGCACGACGUUAAGAGAGAUAUACAUACAGAUAUACAAUAGAACGAUAAGUUUUUAGGCCUUCCUGUUCUAUUAUCUAGCUGCAUCCCUCUCUAGCAUAGGCCACUUUAGUUUAUAACCCGUUCGUUGUCCUUGUAUGCUAACGAGCGUCAUUUUUAUUUUUGAAUUAACAUAGAUGUCUGUUAAAAAUUGAUGUACCUACGUAAUAAAAUAUAUUUUCUAGACAAAAA
This is a messenger RNA of Plodia interpunctella (Indianmeal moth), 7418 nucleotides long. Its product is annotated as activin receptor type-2A-like. Gene Ontology annotation, biological process: protein phosphorylation; activin receptor signaling pathway; cellular response to growth factor stimulus. Gene Ontology annotation, cellular component: plasma membrane; activin receptor complex. Gene Ontology annotation, molecular function: ATP binding; activin binding; activin receptor activity. NCBI's taxonomy places the organism in Eukaryota, Metazoa, Arthropoda, Insecta, Lepidoptera, Pyralidae. The coding region runs from base 324 to 2006 and encodes 560 amino acids. The transcript is spliced from 5 exons. The record is from RefSeq and is a predicted model, not a curated record.